GAUCGCUUUAUUUUACAAUAAAAGGUUGUUUAGAACAAACCUGAAGUGUAAAACGUUUGCUAAACAAAACUUGAUCAUGUUGGUUUGGAUUUUAUUAUUUUGGGGAAAUAUUUGCUUAUUUGUACAUUCUAUGGAGCCUACGUGUAACCCCUACUAUGAAAUUCUUAAAACAGUCCUGAAACUCGAGCAAAAGAUUGAAACGAUGGAACAUGUUAUGCAGGAACAGCGCAACAUUAUCAGCAAAAUGUCAAGUGAAGGCAAUGGAGCGGUGUUUGUAAGAUGGGGCCGUAAUAUUUGUCCGGACACUUCAACUCUUGUUUACAACGGAUAUACUGCAGGGAAACACUAUAACAAGAAAGGAAGCGGAAGUGACACAAUAUGUCUCCCAAGUAACCCCUCGUGGGCAAACUAUACCGGAAAGAGCAAGCCAUCAUCGCUUAUCUACGGUACAGAAAUUGAUAUUGUAGAACCAAGUGGCAUAUUUGCGUAUCCUGUUAGCGAACAAGACACGCCUUGUGCUGUUUGUAAAUCAUUGAGGUCGACUGUUCUAAUGGUUCCUGCAAGAACAACUUGCUUUCCCGGCUGGCAUAUGGAAUACACUGGGUAUUUAAUGGCAGGAAUGGAUGAUAGGCUAGGUUCAUAUAAUCAUAUUUGCAUGGAUAGUCUGCCAGAAUUUUUACCAAACGGUGCAGCCAAUAAUAAUCAACACAUUCUUUACCUUGUGAAGGCACAAUGUGGAUCAUUACCAUGUCCUCCAUAUGUUCAAGAUAGAGAGCUAGCAUGCGUCGUCUGCUCAAACUAGAAAAUUGUACAAGUUGGAUUGGGUUUUAUGUGUCAAAAUAAAUAAAGAAAGGUCGGAUAUAAAAUAUAUCUUGCAUGUAGUCUAAUUACUUCUUUUGUAAAUUUCUACUUUACUCUGACAAUUUUGAUAUUCAAAAUAAAAUAUCUUUUGAUGAUUUUGUUCAGUUAUAACAUAUGAAAUACUUACUCAUAUUUAAACUUUCCCAUUACUAAAACACAAGAGUUAUCAGUGAUCACAUGUGUCGCUUGAUGAUAGCCAAUUGCAUGUGUAGCAAGAGAUUAAAAAAUCGUAAACUGCCCAAAAGGGUCUAAACCCAACCCAAAAUUAUUCAACCAAAAAAGAGACACAUGUUUAAUAUGUGCAUGUACUUGAGGUACCGAUCCAUGCUGUAAAGUUCCAUUGAAAUUGCACUAAUACUAUAAGAGAAGCAGCAGUCUACUUUUUCCGCUUGUGAGUUACUUGUUGUAGAUUUUUUGUUUUGAUUUCAUGGACAAUAAGUAAAAAAAUCUGGAAACAAAGUGAUCCCUCGGAAGCAUUAAUCACAACAAAAUUACAAGAGAAAUGCAGACUCGGUUUUAUUGGGUCUGUACAUGAGGGAUAAUUAAUAAGUCAACAUCCCUCACGCCCCCUUGCACCGGCUUGAGCGGUACUCAAUUCUCAACACUUAAUAGUGCCGGCAUCAAUGAUCCAGAAGGACCAGAAAAAUAUAACAACACUGAAGUGAAGUACGGGGCAACUUUUUACAGCUGCCACACAGCACUUGACACCUGCUGUUGUGAAGUAUAAAAAUCUGGAAACAAAGUGAUCCCUCGGAAGCAGUAAGUUUUCAUGUGUCGGCUUGUUUUUAAAAAAUGAAAUAAUUAGAAAAUCAUAAAGACCUGGCCUGAUGUUAUUUCUAAGUGUUUAUUGUAUGUUUUGGGUACAACUAUGAAAGAAAUCACAUAAAAAGUGAACUCAUUUAGAAAUUGCAAAAAAAAGCCUAAAUUUAACUGAGAUCGUACAUAAUUACAUGUGUCCUUGAUAUAUGAAUAUUAAAGGCUAAAGAAAAGUAAUUGUGCUCGAGACUGCCAUUAUAUAUAAAACUAACUUACAAACUGUAUGAAAUUUAACAAAAGUGUGGCCUGUGAUCACUAUAAGGAUAGUGAUCUCUUUUUAUAAAUGGCCAACAGAGAAUGUACAAUGUCAUUUUGAUCCUAUUGAUAUUAUAUCAGUACGUUUGGCAUGAAUUACUUAGUAUACUUGUUAGUAAUUAUUUUGUUUAUUAUAAAUGUAUGUUGUAUUGUGGUCAACAAUAAAUUAUAAAAUGUA
Molecule: messenger RNA, 2110 nt
Organism: Ruditapes philippinarum (Manila clam)
Lineage: Eukaryota; Metazoa; Mollusca; Bivalvia; Venerida; Veneridae
Product: short-chain collagen C4-like
Exons: 3
Coding region: 77-802 (241 amino acids)
Source: RefSeq, a predicted model, not a curated record